Xyrauchen texanus (razorback sucker) is the source of this 1860-nucleotide messenger RNA. Its product is annotated as Fc receptor-like protein 2. The record is from RefSeq and is a predicted model, not a curated record. Gene Ontology annotation, molecular function: transmembrane signaling receptor activity. NCBI's taxonomy places the organism in Eukaryota, Metazoa, Chordata, Actinopteri, Cypriniformes, Catostomidae. Gene Ontology annotation, biological process: cell surface receptor signaling pathway.
AUGGUCACUCCACCCAAGAGUUUGUUCAACUCCUCAUCGUUCCGCACUGCCAGCUGCAGGUCCUGUCCUGUCCUGUCCUGUCACGUCACGCUGUUGGUUUCUGUUGUUUUUCUGUUUGUGUUUGUUCCCAGGAACUCAGAACAUGUUGUGUUAGCAGAUCUGAUGCAGCAGUUUCACUUCUUUAACAUCCUGAUACUGAGAGAGUUUAAGAGACUGUUCUGGAUUAAAGAUGAUUCAGUCAAUCCAGUCAGCACUGAGAGAGUGUACAGAAUCACAUCUGACAAAUCUCACAGUGGUAAAUACAGCUGUAGAGGAGAGAAAAUCAGAGACUCACAGAGAUCAGACAUCAGUGAUGCUGUUACACUGACAGUAUCAGAUUUGCCCACAGCUAAACUCACUGUACAUCCAGAAACAUCUGUUUUCACUGGAGAGACAGUGAUCAUGAAGUGUGACAUUGAGUCUGAUUACAAGGAGCUACUGAGUCUGAUCAACAUCAGUUCUGCUGUCGAGGAAAGAGAUGGAAGACCAGCAACAUCACAGAACACAAGUGUUAUUCUUUCUGUUAAAGACUCAAAGCUCAAUCCUGAACUCACAUCAGAUACUGCAGGAGCUGCACUGACAGGAAACACGGUGACUCUGAUCUGUCACAUGACUCAGACCGCUGGAUGGGACUUUUACUGGUACAAACACACACAGAACUCUGAGAAAAACAAGACAGAAACAAACUCCUACAGAGUCCAUAUUGAUUCAGUGUCUGAUGGAGGUCAGUACUGGUGUAGAGCUGGAAGAGGAGAACCAGUUUACUACACAAACUACAGUGAUGCAUUGUGGGUCAAUGUCACAGCUCAACGUCCCUCAGUGUCUCUGAUCAUCAGUCCCAGCAGAAGUCAACACUUCUCAUCUCACUCUCUCUCUCUGAACUGUGAGGAUCACAAUAACUCCACUGGAUGGACAGUGAGAAGAAACACAGACAGUGAGAGAAUGAAAGAUUGUUCAUCUACAGGAUCUACAUGUGAAAUCAGCUCCUAAACAUCUGACACUGGAGUGUACUGGUGUGAGUCUCAAUCUGGAGAACACAGUCCUCAUAUUAACAUCACAGUACAUGAUGGUGAUGUGAUUCUGGAGAGUUCUGUUCAUCCUGUGAUUGAGGGAGAUACUCUGACUCUACACUGUUUACAUCGAUCUACAAACUCCUCAAUCCUCACAGCUGAUUUCUAUAAAGAUGGAUCACUCCUCCAGAAACAGACGACAGGAGAGAUGAGCAUCCGUACUGUCUCAAAGUCACAUGAGGGUUUCUACUCCUGUAAACACGGAGAGAGAGGACAGUCACCCGAGAGCUGGAUCUCAGUCAGAGUCUCAGACGGUUCAUCUUCUCAUCCGGUGAUUUGGGUGGUUGCGUGUCUGAGUGUUGCCGUGUUACUCCUCAUCUCACUGAUCCUGCUGUGGAGAUACAAACACAACAAAGAUCAGCAGUGUAUCAACCAACAGACAUCAGUUCAGAAUCAGAGGACACGACCUGGAGAAUCCCCGACAGAAAACUGUCCUCUACAGUCUGGUUGUGAUCACAUUUAUGAUGAAGUGGAAACAAACGAUAAGAAGAGCACAGGGGCAUCAGCAGAUGAGGUCACAUAUUCAGAGGUCACUAUUAAAAACAAGAUAUCUGUGGAUAAAGAUGCUGGAAAAAGAGAUGUUUUAAUUGAGAUGAAAACUGAGGACAAUCAAAGAGGGAAAAGCAGUGAGUGUGAAGACACUGUUUACUCUGAUCUGAAGCAGAACACAGACAGAGGUGGCAGUGCUGGAGUCGAUGCAACUUAUGCUCAAGUUUUUAAUCACCGAAAGAAAAAAACCUGCAAGAAUUGA